Molecule: messenger RNA, 540 nt
Organism: Trichosurus vulpecula (common brushtail)
Lineage: Eukaryota; Metazoa; Chordata; Mammalia; Diprotodontia; Phalangeridae
Product: trichosurin-like
Exons: 6
Coding region: 1-540 (179 amino acids)
Molecular function (GO): small molecule binding
Source: RefSeq, a predicted model, not a curated record
AUGAAGCAAAUGAAACUUCUGCUGCUAAUCAUGGGCCUGGCCCUGAUCAGAGGCAUCAAGGUCCACAGUGGCCGCUGUAAGGAGCACCGACAAAAUAUUUCAGGAUCCUGGCGCACUAUUGCAGUGGCUUCAAAUGACACAUCAAAGAUCCAGGAGGGAGGUCCAUUCAGAAUCUCUGUCCACAAAAUCGUAGCAAGUGGUAACAAGCUAUAUCUAGAAUUUAUGGGAAGGAAAAAUGGUAAAUGUUCUGAGAUUGUCCUGAAAAGUUACAAGACAGACAAAGAGAAUCAAUAUGUAUCAGAAUACUCGGGAGUAAACAUUUUCUACUUUACACACAUAAAGCAAGAUGAAUAUAUCGUGUUGACCUCAUACAACUACAACGAGAAUGGUGUAACCUUAGUGUUACACCUCUUUGCCCGCCGCCCAGUCUUAAGAGAAGAAAUCAAGGAGAAAUUUGAGGAAUUUUGUUUAAACAACAAAAUUAAUGAGAUUUUAUAUUUGACCAGAGAUGAUCAAUGUGAGAAACUCACCAGUAAAUAA